Amaranthus tricolor (Joseph's coat) is the source of this 762-nucleotide messenger RNA. RefSeq lists its product as uncharacterized. The transcript has 2 exons. Lineage: Eukaryota; Viridiplantae; Streptophyta; Magnoliopsida; Caryophyllales; Amaranthaceae. The coding region runs from base 1 to 762 and encodes 253 amino acids. The record is from RefSeq and is a predicted model, not a curated record.
AUGAGAAGCCACAUUGAUCAGAAAAGGCCGAUUAGGGGAAUGGAAGAUGAUGUUAUAUGGAGACAAUCAGGCAACCCGUGCUAUCCUAUGAAGUCUAUCACAGAAUCAAUGUAUGAAGGGUCUACAUCCUCGUUACCCAGACCUAUAACAAGCUUUGUAUGGCAGAAAUUCAUACCACCGAGAGCACAAUUAUAUGUUUGGUUGACCAACCUUGGUAAGCUUAGUACUGGUGAUUUUCUACUAGAAAAAGGUAUCAUUGAGCCCCAUCGCGCCCUAUGCCCCUUCUGCAAUCUACAUACAGAAUCAAAGUCUCACGUGAUAUUUACAUGCGAUUUCUCUUGGCGCUCUUGGAUGCAUAUGUUGGAAUGGUGGGGCCUCUCAGGUACGCUGCAUAAUCAGGGUAUAUUCUUUACCAUGCAAUGGAUGGGCCUAGUGAACCACAAAAAACGGAUAAAAUUAUGGGGGCUUAUCCUAGGCUGCCUCAUUUGGUCGCUGUGGUUCGAAAGGAAUAGAAUUAAGUUUGAAAAUGCUUCACCGAAUAUAAAUAAUUUUGUUCACUUGACAAAGAUCAGGAUUGGAAUAUGGGCUAAAGAAAUAGGAGGUUUCUCUGCAUGGUCGGCUGAAGAUAUUUCAGUUUCUACAAACGUGUGCAUAGCCCAUCCCUAUGCUGUUUCUGGGUGGCCUGUUUCUUCGGUCCCCACUUCCUAUGGCUUUUUCCCCUUCCCUGGGGGGUUUUUAUGCCGGAUGUCGCGGUGUGGCUGA